Messenger RNA from Ipomoea triloba (trilobed morning glory), 6030 nucleotides. Its product is annotated as myosin-6-like. Gene Ontology annotation, cellular component: myosin complex; vesicle; actin cytoskeleton. Gene Ontology annotation, molecular function: ATP binding; actin filament binding; microfilament motor activity. The coding region runs from base 1 to 5622 and encodes 1873 amino acids. Gene Ontology annotation, biological process: vesicle transport along actin filament; actin filament organization. The transcript has 39 exons. Lineage: Eukaryota; Viridiplantae; Streptophyta; Magnoliopsida; Solanales; Convolvulaceae. The record is from RefSeq and is a predicted model, not a curated record.
AUGCAGAGUGUUUCCAGUAUAGUCGUUGGGACACAUGUUUGGGUUGAGGACCCUGACGUAGCUUGGUUAGAUGGGGAGGUUGUCGAAACGAAGGGCGAAGAGAUUACAAUCAAGUGUACAUCAGGGACUAAAGUUGUCGCUAAGGCAUCUAAUGUCUAUCCAAAAGAUACUGAGGCCCCUCCAUGUGGUGUGGAUGAUAUGACAAAGCUCUCUUAUCUGCAUGAACCAGGAGUUCUGUAUAACUUGAAAUGUAGAUAUAAUAGUGAUGAAAUUUAUACUUACACGGGAAACAUAUUGAUUGCUGUGAAUCCUUUCAAAAGAUUACCCGAAUUGUAUGCUAAACAUAUCAUGCAAAAGUAUAAAGGAGUUGCACUCGGGGAGUUGAGCCCUCAUCCUUUUGCUAUUGCUGAUUCUGCUUACAGGCAGAUGAUUAAUGAUGAGAUAAGCCAGUCAAUUUUGGUUAGCGGGGAAAGUGGAGCUGGUAAGACAGAAAGCACAAAAAUGCUUAUGAAUUAUCUUGCAUAUAUGGGAGGUAGAUCUGCAGAUGAGGGGCGGAGUGUGGAGCAGCAAGUCCUUGAGUCAAAUCCAGUUCUUGAAGCAUUUGGCAAUGCAAAAACAGUGAGAAACAACAAUUCGAGUCGUUUUGGUAAGUUUGUUGAGAUUCAGUUUGAUAAAAGGGGAAGAAUCUCAGGUGCUGCUAUCAGAACAUAUCUUCUGGAAAGAUCUCGUGUCUGCCAGGUGUCUGACCCUGAAAGAAAUUAUCAUUGCUUCUAUAUGCUUUGUGCUGCACCACCAGAGGAUGUUGAAAAGUACAAAUUGGGAAAUCCUAGGAAAUUUCAUUAUCUGAACCAGUCAAAUUUUUUUGAAUUGGAUGGAGUGGAUGAAUCUAAAGAAUACCUGGCCACCAGGAGAGCCAUGGAUGUAGUAGGGAUCAGUUCUGAUGAGCAGGAUGCAAUUUUUAGAGUUGUAGCUGCAAUACUUCACUUGGGAAACGUUGAGUUUGCAAAGGGAAAGGAGAUUGAUUCUGCACAACCAAAGGAUGAUCAAUCUCGCUUCCACCUUAAGACUGUAGCUGAACUUUUCAUGUGUGAUGGAAAGUUACUUGAGGACGCAUUGUGUAAACGCAUCAUUGUAACUCGUGAUGAGAAGAUAACAAAAUGUCUGGAUCCUCAAGCUGCUGCUACCAGUAGAGAUGCUUUGGCAAAAACUGUCUAUUCUAAACUGUUUGAUUGGCUUGUUGAAAAGAUUAACAAUUCUAUUGGCCAAGAUCCUGAUUCUCAGUUGUUGAUUGGGGUUCUGGACAUUUACGGAUUUGAGAGUUUCAAGACAAACAGUUUCGAGCAAUUCUGCAUUAAUCUGACUAAUGAAAAGUUGCAGCAACAUUUCAACCAGCAUGUCUUCAAAAUGGAACAAGAAGAGUAUACCAAAGAGGAAAUUGACUGGAGUUAUAUAGAGUUUGUUGAUAACCAAGAUAUUCUUGAUCUUAUAGAAAAGAAACCUGGUGGAAUUAUUGCUCUCCUGGAUGAGGCCUGCAUGUUCCCAAGGUCAACACAUGAGACUUUUUCUGAAAAGCUCUAUCAGACCUUCAGAGACAAUAAACGCUUCAUCAAGCCAAAGCUAUCACGAACUGACUUCACUAUUGUCCAUUAUGCUGGUGAGGUGACAUACCAAACUGAUUUAUUCUUGGACAAGAACAAAGAUUACGUAGUUGCAGAAUACCAAGAUCUCCUCAGUGCUUCAAGGUGCUCCUUUAUCUCAGGCUUGUUUGCACCACUGCAUGAAGAAUCUUCUAAAACAUCGAAGUUCUCCUCUAUUGGUACUAGAUUUAAGCAACAAUUGCAAUCAUUGCUUGAAACACUUAGUGCCACCGAGCCUCACUACAUUCGUUGUGUAAAGCCAAAUAAUCUUCUAAAGCCAGCCAUCUUUGAGAAUCAAAAUAUACUUCAACAGCUUCGAUGUGGGGGAGUUAUGGAGGCAAUUAGGAUUAGCUGUGCUGGAUUUCCCACUCGGAGAACAUUUGAUGAAUUCAUGAAACGUUUUAAUAUUCUUGCUCCUGAAAUUAAGAAGGGCAGCUGUGAUGACAUCACUGCUUCCAAGAAAAUUUUAGAGAAGGUUGGCCUCAAAGGUUAUCAGAUUGGCAAAACCAAAGUGUUUCUUAGAGCUGGUCAGAUGGCAGAAUUGGAUGCUCACCGUAAUGAGGUCCUUGGAAGAUCUGCAUGCACUGUACAGAGAAAAGUCCGUACCUAUUUUAAGCGCAAAAUGUUUCUUUUGUUACGAGAUUCAGCCACUGAAAUCCAAACUAUAUGCAGAGGUCAACUUGCACGCAACUUUUAUGAAUGGAAGAGGAGAGAUAGGGCAUCUUUGAUAAUUGGAAAAUGCACACGUAUGUUCCUUGCAAGGAAAGAUUACAAAUUGCUUUGCUCUUCAGCUGUUUCCAUCCAGACAGUACUGCGUAGGAUGGCUGCUAUUAAUGAGCUUAAUUAUAGAAGAGAUAAUAAAGCAGCUAUUGCUAUCGAGAGGCAUUGCCGUGGAUUCCGGGCCCGCCUUUAUUAUAGGAGGAUGAUGAAAGCAGCAAUUGCUACACAGUGUGCAUGGAGGAUGAAAAUUGCAAAAAGAGAACUGCGCAAACUUAAAAUGGCUGCAAAAGAAGCAGCUGCUAUGCAAGCUGCCCUGGAAAAGCAAGUUGAAGACCUCACUUCAGAAUUGGAGUUCCAGAAGCGCAUGAGGGCUGACAUGGAGGAAGCCAAAACUAAAGAAAAUGUGAAACUACAGUCUUCUUUGGAAGAAGUGCGAGUUCAGUAUCAAGAAACUCAAGAACUGCUCAUGAGGGGACAAGAGAAAGAAAAGGAGCUUGCUAACAUAGUAGAGGCCAAAACUGAAGAAAAUGUGAAACUACAGUCUGAUUUGGAAGAAACGCGACUUCAGUUUCAAGAGAAUAAAGAAUUGCUCAUGAGGGAACAAGAGAAAGCAAAGGAGCUUGCUGACAUAGUAGAGGCCAAAACUGAAGAAAAUGUGAAACUACAGUCUUCUUUGGAAGAAGUGCGAGUUCAGUAUCAAGAAACUCAAGAACUGCUCGUGAGGGAACAAGAGAAAGAAAAGGAGCUUGCUGAUAUGGUAGAGGCCAAAACUGAAGAAAAUGUGAAACUACAGUCUGAUUUGGAAGAAACGCGACUUCAGUUUCAAGAGAAUAAAGAUUUGCUCAUGAGGGAACAAGAGAAAGCAAAGGAGCUUGCUGACAUAGUAGAGGCCAAAACUGAAGAAAAUGUGAAACUACAGUCUGAUUUGGAAGAAACGCGACUUCAGUUUCAAGAGAAUAAAGAUUUGCUCAUGAGGGAACAAGAGAAAGCAAAGGAGCUUGCUGACAUAGUAGAGGCCAAAACUGAAGAAAAUGUGAAACUACAGUCUUCUUUGGAAGAAGUGCGAGUUCAGUAUCAAGAAACUCAAGAACUGCUCGUGAGGGAACAAGAGAAAGAAAAGGAGCUUGCUGACAUAGUAGAGGCCAAAACUGAAGAAAAUGUGAAACUACAGUCUUCUUUGGAAGAAGUGCGAGUUCAGUAUCAAGAAACUCAAGAACUGCUCGUGAGGGAACAAGAGAAAGAAAAGGAGCUUGCUGACAUGGUAGAGGCCAAAACUGAAGAAAAUGUGAAACUACAGUCUGAUUUGGAAGAAACGCGACUUCAGUUUCAAGAGACUAAAGAGUCACUCAUGAAAGAAUGUGAGGAAGCAAAAGAGAAAGCUGAAAAGGUGUCUGUUGUACACGAGGUCCAGGUCAUUGAUAAUGAAAUGGUCAACAAGCUUACAGCUGAAAAUGAGCAGCUCAAGGCUUCAGAAGAAGCCAAAACCCAGGAAAAUGCAAAACUACAAUCUUCUUUGGAAGAAAUGAAGCUUCAGCUCCAGGAGACUGAAGCUUUGCUUUUGACGGAACGUGAGACCACAAACCGGACUGCUGACCAAAUGCCUGUGGUACAAGAGGUCAAGGUUACUGAUCAAGAAAAGGUCAAUGAGCCUACUGCUCAAAACGAGUUGCUUAAGGAUGAAGCCAAAACCACGGAUGCAAAACUACAAUCUACUAUGGAAGCGUUUCAGCUUCAGCUCCAAAGCCUCCAAGAGGUCAAGGUUGAUCAUGAAAUUGUCAGUAAGCUUGCUGCUGAAAACCUUCAGUUUAAGGACUUAGUUAGCUCGCUGGAGAAAGAAAAAGAGGAUGCCAGAAAGCAAGCCAUUGAAGCUGAGUCAAAAGUGAUUGAGUUAAAGACUGAAAAUCAAAGGCUUAAGGAGAAAAUAUCUGAUAUAGAAACUGAAGAACAUAUUCUUCGACAACAAGCAUUGUUGAAUUCACAAUCUAGAAGAAUGUCUGGACGUUUUUCUGUAGCCACUCAGCCUUCAGAGAAUGGCCAUCAGGAUCCACAACAAGCAACGUCAAAACCAUUUGCCUCCUUAUCAUUGAGAAGAUCCCAAAUUGAGAGGCAACGAGAAAGUGUGGAUAUUCUUAUCAAAUACACCAACGAAGAUCUCGGAUUUAGCGAAGGAAAACCAGUUGCAGCAUUUACUAUAUACAAAUGCCUUUUUCACUGGAAAUCCUUUGAAGCAGAAAGAACUAAUGUAUUUGAUCGUCUUAUUCAGAUUAUUGGUUCUGCUAUAGAGGACGAGGCGAACAACAAUCAAAUGGCUUAUUGGCUGUCAAACACAUCUACAUUACUGUUUCUGCUUCAACAUACACUAAGAGCUACUACAGUUUCAACUCCACAUAAACCCCCCCAACCAACAUCUUUUUUUGGAAGGAUGUUCAGCAGGUCAUCUUUUUCUUCAAGCAGCCUCCCAGUUGGUGGACUUGAUGCAUUACGCCAGGUAGAAGCAAAGUAUCCUGCUUUGCUUUUCAAACAACAGCUCACUGCCUAUAUGGACAAGAUUUAUGGAAUCAUUAGAGAUAACUUCAAAAAGGAACUGUCAUCGGUACUUCCUUCAUGUAUCCAGGCUCCUACAGAAUCAGGCGGAGAAAAUCCAUGGAAAAGCAUUACUGAGAAUCUUAAUAGACUUCUCAAUACAAUGAAUGAAAAUUAUGUACCUGCAUUUCUUAUUCAGAAUAUGAUCGUCCAAAUUUUCUCUUAUCUCAAUGUACAAUUAUUUAACAGCAUCCUUCAACAAAAAGAAUGCUGUACUUUGAGAAAUGGGGAAUAUAUAAAAGCUGGGUUAGAUGAAUUAGAACUUUGGUGUGGAAAUGCACAGGAAGAGAUUGUAGGUUCCUGUUGGGAUGAAAUGAGACACAUAAAGGAGACUGCUGGGUUCUUGGUUAUGAAGGAUAAGACAAAAAUUACCUAUGAUGAUCUUAUAACUGACUUGUGCCCAAUUCUGGGUAGUCAACAGCUGUACAGAUUGUGUACACUAUGCUCAGGUGAAAAUGACAAUACUGGAAGUGUAUCUGAAGAUGUAAUUUCCAGCAUCAAGAUUCUAAUAUCAAAGGAGGAGUCAGAUGAUGCUGAGAACGCGUUCUUGUUGGAUGACAAUCCAAGUAUCCCCUUCUCAGUUGAGGAGCUUAGCCAUUCCCUUAGAGAUAUGAAUUUUACUGGUGUAAAACCUGCUGCAAAAGUCGUCGACCAGAAAGGCUUUGAAUUUUUACGUGAAUAAGACUGUGGUUUCCUCAGCUUGUCCCCCCAAGUUUCUUGCAGAUUAGGAUGAUUUUGAUGAAGAUUUGUUCUUCAGUAAAUGUCACUGUAUAAAUCCACACCUGAGCUUCUCAUUGCAGCCAGCUGCCCUUGUUAUAAAGUUGCUCCAAAUUCAUUAUAGAGUUUUAGGUUUAGUUAGAUGCAGGGAAGAGGCUGAAUGGUUGCCACUCAAUAUGUUCUGUUCUAUUUAUGUCCUUAGAUGAAGCCUGCCUGCCUGCCUUUAGCCAGAUUAAUUAUUUGUAAAGAAUUAAGUAGUUUUGGGAGGGGGAAGGGGAGCCAUACUUAGUACUUACUGCUCCCUCAAUUCUUUUUGUACAAAAGGAAACAACACUCAAUAAUUAAAGCCUCAAUAAAAUUUUUUCUUAUAUCA